AUGGCCGGCCAACAGACACAAUUUGGGAAGGCUUCACAGAAAGCAGUUCCAGGGAAGAUCCACCUUCCACGUUUAAGGGGCACCAUAUCUUAUGGAAUUUUACUGUGUCAAGAAGCAUUGAAUGCUGAGAGGGAGCUAUGUCAUCCAGAUACAGAUCUCUGCAGAUUUGAUGCUACAGAUGAAGAGUUGAGAUUGUGUCAGGCCUGUGGGUUUGAAUUUGACAUGUGUGAGUGGACGUCAGAAGCAUCUGCUGGCCAAAUUUCCUGGAUGCGCACAAAAGCGAGAGAGAUCCCUGCAUUCGAAUCCACACCUCAGCAGGAUCAAGGAGGUGAUGAUGAAGGUUAUUAUGUAUGGGUAGGCGCUAAGCAUGCUUUCACUCUUAACCAUUUAGACAGCAGGGCUUACCUAAAUAGCUCUGUGUGUCAUUGCCUGGGCAAGAGCUGUCAUCUUCAAUUCUAUUAUGCAAUGGAAAGCAGUGUCCUGAGAGUAAGACUGUAUAAUAAUAAGGAAGAAGAAAUAUUUUGGACAUACAACAUAUCAACUCACAGCCAAUGGGUGAAAGCAGAUGUGUUAAUACCAGAAGAUCUGAAGACAUUUAAGAUUAUUUUUGAAGGGACUCUUUAGAGCCAGAGAAGUUUUAUUGCCCUUGAUCACCUCUGGGUCUAUGCCUGUGGACAGACCCAAUCCAGAAAGCUUUGCUCUGCAGACGAAUUCCCUUGCACUAGUGGCCAGUGCAUUGCCAAAGAAUCUGUCUGUGACUCUCGGCAGGACUGCUCCGAUGAGAGUGAUGAAGACCCAGCAACUUGCUCAAAGCAUCUCACCUGUGACUUUGAGUCGGGUUUCUGCGGUUGGGAGCCAUUUCUCACAGAAGAUUCCCACUGGAAGCUGAUGAAAGGAUUGAAUAAUGGAGAGCACCACUUUCCUGCAGCUGAUCACACAGCAAACAUAAAUCAUGGAUCGUUUAUUUAUUUGGAGGCACAGCGCUCCCCCGGGGUGGCCAAGCUUGGAAGUCCUGUUCUUACAAAAUUGCUCACUGCCUCUACCCCAUGUCAGGUAAUCAACUGUUCUGAAUUUCCACUGGCCAUUCUGUGGUUGUAAAUCGCUGAGCUUGGGUUACUCUGCUAGUAAAUGCCCGCCAUGUUUUACUAGCACUUUAAUAAUGAAUUAAGAGAUUUACAUGCGCUAUUUCAACACAAAAUGCUAUGUCCUUCUAGAAGACCAUUUGUAACACAUAACUGGCACCAUUCUUUUGAGGGCUAUUAAAGCUUUCUGUUAUUUUA
Molecule: messenger RNA, 1280 nt
Organism: Pan troglodytes (chimpanzee)
Lineage: Eukaryota; Metazoa; Chordata; Mammalia; Primates; Hominidae
Product: MAM and LDL-receptor class A domain-containing protein 1-like
Exons: 8
Coding region: 1-624 (207 amino acids)
Cellular component (GO): membrane
Source: RefSeq, a predicted model, not a curated record